This is a messenger RNA of Rhinocladiella mackenziei CBS 650.93, 1296 nucleotides long. RefSeq lists its product as uncharacterized. The transcript has a single exon. The record is from RefSeq and is a predicted model, not a curated record. Gene Ontology annotation, molecular function: oxidoreductase activity. Lineage: Eukaryota; Fungi; Ascomycota; Eurotiomycetes; Chaetothyriales; Herpotrichiellaceae. The coding region runs from base 1 to 1296 and encodes 431 amino acids.
AUGGCGAACCUCUCUACACAGUCCUUCUCCAAGCUUGCUUCAGCUUCUUCGCAACAACUUUCUGGUCUAUCAUGGCUCUGGUCAUACUACCUUCUACCUGCCAUCGUCGCUUAUCCUUUCCUAUGCUCGGUUCUUCGCUUUCGGCGACUCAAGAGUCUGCAAGCCAAAUACAAGUACGGUACACCUGAACACCCAUCCUACGAAGGCAUGACAGUCAAGGAGGCCCAUGAUAUCGUCCAAGCACUGAGCGACCUCGAAUUUCCAGCGUUGUUCGAAAAGGGUCUCCAAUUUGCCCUCUUCCGGACUUAUGGAAUUCCUACCAUCAGCAAAUUGCUUGUCAAGACCACUCAAUUGUCCACGGCCAAGAAUGUCCCCAAGAGAUACGCAGAUACGGGGGUGCUUUUGACUGAUAUGUAUUCCGCUGAGCCUGAAAGUGAGAAAUGCUUCGAAGCCUAUGCGAGGCUGAACUACUUGCAUGGUCACUACAUCAAGCAAGGGCAGAUCAGCAAUAACGACAUGCUUUACACGCUCUCUUUGUUUCUAAAUCAGCCAGUGGAGUGGAUCAACAAGUACGAAUGGAGGCCACUCACAGAUCUAGAAAUUUGUGCCAUGGGAGUCUUUCACAAAGCCAUGGGCGAUGGCAUGGAGAUCUCUUUUGAACCAUUGCCAUCGUACUCCACCGGGUGGAAGGAUGGGCUCCACUUCUAUCGUGAACUCGAUACCUGGGCUAAAGAGUAUGAGAAGCAAUACAUGGUCCCCAACCAAAAGAACUACGACACCGCUGUCCAGACUCGACAACUUUUUCAGAGUAUGUACCCUAACUUCAUGAAAGGCGUGCUCACAAAGGUCAUCAGUGCUCCUCUGGAUGAUCGUUUGAGAGAAGCCAUCAUGUUUGACAGGACACCCGCAUCGUAUACCUUUUUCUUCAAUGGGUUUAUGGAAUUGAGGAGGCUCUACUUGAGAUAUCUCGCCCUUCCGAGAGCGCAUUUCAUGAUGAUUACUCUCCUCACCAAAGAGCCCGAUGCGAACGGUCGACGAUAUUAUGUCAAGUGGGACACCACGCCAGUGUAUGUCAAACCAACUCUAUGGAAUCGAUGGGGCCCCAGUGCGAUCAUGAACGUGAUUAUGGGAGUGCCUCGUCCCGGUGAUAAGGGCACAUAUCCAGAAGGAUUUGAGAUCAAGAAUGCUGGUCCAUCUGCAUUUGUCGGCAAAGGUGUCAAGGAGAUGGAGGCCACCAAGGAGAAGCUGAGAAAGGAGAGAACCGCCGGAUGUCCUUUUGCGGUGCGUCGAACCUGA